GCUCGACACACCAGGUACACGCACCUUCCUCACCUGUGUCACCUGUGUCACCUCACUCUCCUUGUACCUCGGUAGUGUACCUUCGCCUGACAAGCAGACUCGCCAAACAUGCCACUAACAGGAGGGGAUAGUUCAGAGUGCAGCUACCGCGGCAUCUGGAGGCCUGCUGGACCCCGAGCUGCAGGGCGUCAGCGUCCCCGUGGCCUACCACCGUCUGUGCAGGUGGUGGUGGCGGUAGUGGUGCUGGGAGUGGGCGUGGACGCCCUCCCAGGCACCUUCAUCACCGACGGCAGCAUCCUCAACAAGUGGCUGCCUUCUGGGAUGAUCGACAGCAUCACGGCCGUCAACCAAACAGACUGUGAAGCUGCUUGUGUUGGGCAUCCUAAGUGUAACGGGUAUGCAGUGUCUGCGUUCGAACGGAAAUGUGUGCGCUACAGUGUGAAGCCGGGCAUGGUGCAACCUGUCCAAAAUAAUGGCUAUGUACUCUACGUUCUUCAGAGAACGCCUUUACUGUACCUUACAGACACAAAUAUCACCUGUAAGAAUACUCCCCUCUGUAAGAAUUCACCCGAUGGUACAAUCAGCAUGAAUGAAAUGUUACACAAGGCAUUGACUGAUGCAAACACUUUCAGAGCACUCAUCGGACUCUCAGAUGAGAACACCGAGGGAGUAUGGUUGUAUUCAGAUGGAACACCUGCUACCUACACCAACUGGGCCUGGAAUGGAAUGUGGCCAAGGACUGAUCGCAACUGUGCUCUCGUCACAUCCCAUAAAGGAGUGUUUCGGAUGGUAAAUUGCUGGGACAAAAACUAUUUCUUCUGUCAACUCCCUAUGUUCUAAGCCUAGGCUGCACAACCAAACCAUAGUGGCAUGUUGUUUAUCUAGAUCCAGCAUAGCCAGAACUCCUCCUAAUCAAGUUGCAGAAUUCUCACGUAUCCAGUUCCAGUUACCCAAACUCCUGAUUAUCUACAUUUAUGGACUAUGGAAAAUAGAAUCACGAUGGCUAUAAAUAAAUGUUACAAUUAUAUUACUGUAUUUAUAUUAAAAAAUCAAGUGAUUUUCAUAUCAGAAUAUAUGAAAAUAUGUUUCAUCACUUGCACUAAUGAAAGAAUGUUUUGUCUUGUUAUAUCAAUACAUGAAGAAAUUCUUCAUUACAAUAUACACGGUUAGAGCAACAUUGUAUUACCAUAUUAUAUAUUAUACAGUAUUCUCUUGGUUAGACAUAACUUAGCAUACCUUGAGAAUGUCCAUAUGCACUGUAGGCACCAUAUGUAACUAUUAUAUUCUAGUUUUAGCACAGUAUCUGCAUCCAGACGUUUGCUGGAAAAUGUGUGUUUAAGAGGCUUGGUUAAUUGUUACUUCACCCCACCGCACUUGAAGACUUACUGUACUCUUCUUCAGCCAAAUGAAAAUGAUUGAUUAAUUAUCAGAAGAAAACACUAAGGUAGUAUGGCUAUACAGUAUUUGUACAGUGAAAACAAUGAACUAAAAAACAGUAAUGGCUACAUUAUGCAGAUUUACGGAUAUAACUGGUAGAGGUUCAGUCCCAAUUUGUUUAGACAAUCAAGAGAUGAGUAUCUGUAUCUUAAGCCUUAAAAUAUUUAUCCAACCAAUUUACUUAACUACCCCACCUAUAACUUGUUGGUAGAUCAUCUUAUUCUAAGUCUCUUAUUACCUAUGUAAUAAGAGAGAUUUAAUGUAAUUUUUGUGCUAUUAUGGAACAAUACUAUGCCCAAAAGCUCAAAGGUGUUACAGUAUCAGGAUACACACACUGAUGUCCCAUACUUUAGUUAUAUUGUACGUAGUAGCAUGACCAGGGCACACUACCUUGUCCUCAAGGUUAGGAUUAUUAUAAGAAACUGCCACAACAAUAUAAUUAGUGUUAGUUUAUCAUACAAAAGCUAACAUAGUACCUGCAUGCAUAACUAUUGAUCAUAUACUGUACUACUAUAUAUAUACCCAUUACAUGUAUUUCACAUAUCUUAAAUGCUGUGUAAACUAUGGACUCAAAAAGCUGUAAGCUUUUAGGAUGCCAAAAUGAACUGUAAUGCAAGCCAAUUUAGCUGCAAAAUUUGCAGAAUAACUCUUUAUUAAUGUUAAUUAUACCAAUGCUAAUGACCGAGACCGAUUUUCAUCAGUGGUUUGUGAUUCUCUGCUUUUAAGUGUUAGCAAGAUUAGAAGUACACAUAAGUAAUGAAAAAGUGCAUAUAGAUAUGUGAUUCUACACCAAGAAAUACAGUAGAAUUGCAAAAUAAACUGAACACUAAUUGCCA
Molecule: messenger RNA, 2273 nt
Organism: Procambarus clarkii (red swamp crayfish)
Lineage: Eukaryota; Metazoa; Arthropoda; Malacostraca; Decapoda; Cambaridae
Source: RefSeq, a predicted model, not a curated record